CGGUGGUCUGGCGCCUGGCCUGGUCCCGUUGCCAUGGCGACGAGGCGGCGGUGGCCGUUGCUGCUGGCUCUGUGCGGCCUAGUCGGGGGGCUGAGCCCGGCGGGGGCCGCCAACGCCACGGGGAGCCCCCCCAACCUGGUGGUGCUGCUGAUGGACGACAUGGGAUGGGGUGACUUAGGUGUGUUUGGGCAUCCUUCCAAAGAAACCCCGAAUUUAGACCAGAUGGCUUCCGAAGGGAUGCUUUUCCCAAGCUUCUACACCGCCAAUCCUCUCUGUUCUCCAUCCAGGGCAGCGCUAUUAACAGGUCGCCUCCCUAUCCGGAAUGGUUUCUAUACCACAAACGCCCAUGCCAGGAAUGCCUAUACACCCCAGGAGGUCGUUGGGGGGAUCGCAGGUUCCGAACUGCUCCUUCCAGAGCUGCUGAAGAAAGCAGGCUACGUCAAUAAGAUCGUUGGCAAAUGGCAUCUUGGCCACCGGCCGGAGUUCCAUCCCUUGAAGCAUGGAUUUGAUGAGUGGUUUGGAUCCCCCAACUGCCACUUUGGGCCUUACGAUAACAAAGCUGCUCCAAAUAUCCCUGUGUACAGGGACUGGGAGAUGAUUGGCAGAUAUUACGAAGAUUUAAAAAUCGAUCGUAAGGCGGGGGAAUCAAACCUGACACAAAUCUACCUGCAGGAAGCCCUGGAUUUCAUCACGCAGCACGCCAACCAGCAGCCGUUCUUUCUGUACUGGGCAAUCGAUGCCACUCAUGCGCCUGUGUAUGCCUCCAGAGAAUUCUUGGGCACCAGCCAACGAGGACUCUAUGGCGAUGCCGUGCGAGAGAUUGACAGCUCGGGAAGAAUACUGAGUCACCUUCAAAAGCUGGGUAUCAGCGAGAACACCUUCGUCUUCUUCACCUCUGACAACGGAGCUGCACUUAUGUCUGGUUCUAAAGAAGGAGGCAGCAACGGCCCCUUUCUGUGCGGCAAAGAAACAACCUUUGAAGGCAUGAGGGAGCCAGCGAUUGCCUGGUGGCCGGGCCAUAUCCCCGCGAGGCAGGUGAGUCAUCAGCCGAGCGUGAUGGAUCUCUUCACCACCGGCCUGGCACUGGCAGGACUGCAGCCUCCCAGUGACAGACAGAUCGACGUAUCGACCCUUUUACCUGUCAUCCUGCAGGGCAAGUUAAUUGACAGGCCAAUAUUUUAUUACCGUGGCAACGAGAUGAUGGCGGUGCGGAUCGGGCUGUACAAGGCCCAUUACUGGACCUGGAGUAACUCCUGGGAGGAAUUCAGCAAGGGCAUUGAUUUUUGCCCCGGGCAGAAUGUUUCCGGAGUAACCACCCACACCCAAGAAGAGCACACCAAUCUCCCGCUGCUGUUCCACCUGGGAAGGGACCCUGGAGAAAAGUACCCAAUAAGUUUUUCUAGUGCCGAGUACCAAACAGUCCUGAAGAGAAUCUCUCCGGUAGUCCAGCAGCACCAGGAGACACUGCUACCUGGGCAGCCCCAGCUGAACGUCUGCGACAAGGCAGCCAUGAAUUGGGCCCCUCCAGGCUGCGAGAAGCUGGGCAAGUGCUUGAAGCCUCCCCCUUCCGACCCACAGAAGUGCGUCUGGCCCCACUGAGCCUCUCCCCGUCUGCUGGAGACCUGGCAGUCACUGCUGCUCUUACGCGUCAGGGAAAAGGUCCAGAUGGGCUGCCUUGCCUUUCCUCUCUCAGGGUUCUUACAGCAGCAAUGGGGGGGGGGGGGCUGCAAAUGGAGGCUUUCUGGCGUGAGGAAGCAGAGCCCUUCUGGGCUCACAUGGCCAGGAGGAAGCGGUGCCUGCUCGCCCUCAGGGUUGCUCAGCUCAGAUGCUUCCCGGGACAGAGGCCUCCUCUUCCUAUCUGCAGUGUGCUCUUGGCACUCUCCCAGGAGACGGAGCCAGCCGCAGCUAUUGCUAGUUCACUGGAACCCCCUGAAGCACCAGCGGCUGGCGGGGAGGGCCACUGCCUUCAUGCUUUGCUAGUGGGUUUUCCUGGGGCACCAGGCUGGAAGGAGGAUUCUCUUUCGCUGGGGUGGGCAGCUGUUGCUAAACUGGAACCUCCAUGUCCAAGGGCAGUCUACCUGGGGAGCACCAGUUGCUGUUGCCUUCAUUCUUCGCUUGUGGGUUUUCUGAGGGCAUGAGGCUGGGGAAAAGUUGCUCUUUUGCUGGGUGGGGCUUUACAGGUUCUUAAGCUGUGCAAACAACAGCCGUUGGCAUUCCUCUUAGGACUUGGGUUCCCAUCCUGCUUGUUUAUGAAGUGCCAAAGGUGAACAUGAAGGACUUUCUACUUUCCUUUUAGGACUUGGGUUCCAAUUCUGCUUGUUUAAGAAGUGCCAAAACUUAAUAUGAAGGACUUUCUACUUUUUUAAAAAUAAAAAAACCCCCAUGAUUGCGUCAAAUGAAACCUCAUUCCGUACCUUUGUUAAAAUGCCGACUUUCUAAAAAUACUUGUGUCAGAUUUGUAACUCUUAACUGUUGCGUGAUUGUAAGGAACGAAGGCUAAUACAAUCUUUGAUUUUAA
Messenger RNA from Heteronotia binoei (common prickly gecko), 2518 nucleotides. It is a transcript of the gene GALNS, whose product is annotated as galactosamine (N-acetyl)-6-sulfatase. Lineage: Eukaryota; Metazoa; Chordata; Lepidosauria; Squamata; Gekkonidae. Gene Ontology annotation, molecular function: N-acetylgalactosamine-6-sulfatase activity; arylsulfatase activity. The record is from RefSeq and is a predicted model, not a curated record.